UUUCUUAAAAUGAUUGAAAUCACAGUCAAUGACCGAUUGGGUAAGAAAGUGCGCGUGAAAUGCAAUGCUACAGAUAAAAUUAAAGAUCUUAAAAAACUUAUUGCACUACAAACUGGAACAAGGCAAGCUGUAAAUUUCUCUUUUCUCUCUAAAAAAUCUUUUUUUAGAGCAGACAAGAUCGUCCUCAAAAAGUGGAACAUUAUUUACAAGGACGAUAUUUCUCUACAAGAUUAUGAAAUACAUGACGGAUUUAAUUUUGAGUUGUAUUAUCAAUGA
This is a messenger RNA of Meloidogyne enterolobii, 276 nucleotides long. NCBI's taxonomy places the organism in Eukaryota, Metazoa, Nematoda, Chromadorea, Rhabditida, Meloidogynidae. The record is from the annotation of a GenBank genome assembly.